AUGUGGGGCGGCGAAGACCGCGAGCUGGGCGGGGAAGCUACCACCUUUGCGCGCGGGCCAUUGUUGAAGAAGUUCGCCCGGUCGGGCGUACCAGGCGCGAGCGCCCGUGGGCGCUGCCGUCGCCGUGUUUUUUUGUUGCCCCCCCCUGCGUGUUUUAUCUAUUUGCAUGUUUGGGAGAGGGAGCAGCCAGACCUAUUGGCCUCCAGUCUGCCGCAGCGAGCC
Molecule: messenger RNA, 222 nt
Organism: Amoebophrya sp. A120
Lineage: Eukaryota; Dinophyceae; Syndiniales; Amoebophryaceae
Source: the annotation of a GenBank genome assembly